GGUACCUGAAAUAAAAAAUAAAGUAACCUUAAUGAAAGUUGAUGACCUCAUCAUUGAGACCGUACCAAACAUUUCCAGUGAAGUCGAAUUUAUUCCGACACCUGACUUCGUGUUGAUUCAUCAAAUCAUCAACAACUUCGAUUUAGCUUCAAUUCUUCACAAGAGUAUGUUUUGCUGACAAUUAAAAAAGCCAAUAUGCCUCCGUUCCUUCCGCGCAAACGUCUGCGUUCUUCAUCCCCAGAGCCAGAAUUAGAACCAGGUCCCUCAAGGCAGCAAAAUCUUGGAGGGGAAAAAAGCAAAUCAUUGAAAUCCACUCCGCGAAAAGCUACAUUGUUUGAUGACCUCGAUGCUGGAGCAAAAACUCCUGAAGAUACUAAAGCUAUUCUACAGAAAAUCCAAGCUACGGAUGAUGAUGAUGAGAGCUCAUUAUCGUCCCUUUCUGACGACGAAUUUGAGGAUGUCCCAGAUACGAAUAGAUACCAGCAACAUGAUGCGACAGAUGAUGAGGACGAAGAUGUUGAAUUUGAGGAUGUCGAUACAAAUAUAAUAGAUAAACCGUCUGCGAACAUACCUACUGGUGAUCUCGAACUUACAUUGGUAAAAGAUACGAGGAUAUCGCUCACAAAUACGCUGGGGACGAAGAAGGGACCAAGCAAAAUUGAGAGGGGAAUUCGAGUGGCUACACACCAAAUUCAUGUGCAAAUGUUAAUGUGGCAUAACGCGAUUAGGAAUUCCUGGCUUUGCGAUAAGGAGUUACAGCAGAUUCUAGUAAAACAAUUACCGGAAACAAUCUUGAGGGAGAUUGAAAAAUGGAGGAAGGAUAGUGGACUACAAAUCAAGGCAGAUGAGGCUCCAAAGUCGAAGAGCAAGGGCAAGGGCAAGGCUAUAAAUAGGAAGAAGGUCGAUGUUAGGAGCCAACGGGAUUGGGGGGAGCCUGCAGCAAGGCAGGAGGCUGGCGAGGUCAAUAUGAGUCGUGGGGAUCCUUUGUUUCGUCUUCUAAAAUUAUUGAUGAAUUACUGGAAGCAGAGGUUUAGGAUCAUUGCGCCAGGACUUCGAAAGGUCGGCUACAUGUCUCUCCAUAGGCUUGACGAGGAACACAAGAGUUUUCAAAAAGAUGAACACGAUGUUGAACGCCACGGAGAGAAAAUAGUAGAUAUACAUGAAUAUAGAAAAUGUGCCAAAUCUAUGGAAGGAAGCCGAGACGUUGGCGCUCAAUUUUUCACAGCUUUGUUAAGAGGAAUCGGUAUUGAAUCAAGAAUGGUUGCUAGUCUCCAACCCGUAGGAUUUGGUUGGAAUAAAAACGAAGAUGCAGCGGAAAGAAAGGAUAAGAAAAGAAGAGAAGCUACUCCGACUGAUGAUACCUCCGAUUCUGAGAGUAGCGAAGAAGAAAAGCCUGUCCCGAAACCUGCCUCAAAGCCGGCAAAGAAAGUAAAUGGGAAAGAAAAAGCCGCCCAGAUAACUAAGAAGCCUACGAAGUCUGUCAAUAAGCCUGCGAGACGGAGUUCACGCGGAAAUGGACUAAAAGAUGCCCCUAUUGAUCUUUCAGAAUCCGAAGAACUUUCCAUGUCCAACAAUGAGGAAGAAGAUGAUGAAUCUGUGGUUGAUAUCACGCCAGCGAAAACUCGAGUGCAACCUUCAAAACCGUAUGACAAAGAUCUCCUAUUUCCACAUUAUUGGACCGAAGUUUUAUCUCCGGCCACAAAUACAUAUACACCUGUUGAUCCCCUCGUUCUCAAUAUUAUAGCAACUAAUUCCGAACUUCCACAAAAGUUUGAACCCCGUGGUGCAAAGGCCGAUAAAGCCAAACAAGUCACUGCUUACAUUGUUGGUCAUUCACAAGAUGGUACGGCCAAAGAUGUCACGAUACGAUAUUUGAAAGGUCAUAUGUUGCCUGGUCGAACCAAGGGCAAUCGCAUACCUGUCGAGAAAGUACCGGUCUAUAAUUCUAGAGGCAAGAUCAAGCGCUAUGAAUACUAUGAUUGGUUCAAGACUGUAAUGAGAGGUUAUGUGCGAGGGAGCAAGAAAUGUCCGAGGACGGAUAUUGAUGACCAUGAGGAAGCUACAGACCUCAAAGCUGUUCAGCCCAAGAAAAAGGAAGUGAGGGAAGGAGAGGAAACUCUUCAAUCAUACAAGUCGUCUGCUGAAUUUGUACUGGAAAGACAUCUCAGACGAGAAGAAGCCAUCCUUGAUACAGCAAAACAUGUAAAAAUGUUCACUGUCAAAGCGAAAGGCGAUAACCCUACAGAAGAAAAGGUCUUUCUCCGAAAAGACGUCGUCAGUUGUAAAAGCUUGGAAACAUGGCAUAAGGAAGGCCGAGCACCUUUGCCAGGUGCAAUACCACGAAAACGUGUUCCUUAUCGAGCAGCAACAACAAAUCGGAAGCGUGAGCUUGCUGAAGCAGAACUUGAAAGUGGAGAGAAAAUGUUGCAAGGUCUUUAUAGCCGUGAUCAAACUGAUUGGAUUAUUCCCCCACCUAUUGAGAAUGGUGUCAUUCCUAAGAAUAGCUAUGGAAAUAUGGAUGUUUAUGUGCCGAGUAUGGUACCAGUGGGUGCGGUCCAUAUUCCGAGGAGAGGCACAAAGAGGAUUUGUACACGAUUAGGAAUUGAUUAUGCGGAAGCUGUUACUGGAUUUGAAUUUGGUGCUAGGAUGGCUAUACCAAUUAUAACCGGUGUUGUGGUGGCUGAGGAGAAUCUAGAGCUGGUCAUGGAAGAAUGGGAGAAAGAUGAAGCGGAGAGAGUUAGGAAGGAAGAUGAGAAAAAAACUAAAGCCGCUAUUAGUAUGUGGAGGAAGAUGAUAAUGGGACUUCGGAUUAUUGAAAGAAUGACAGAUGAAUACGGAAGUCAUGGUGGACGGGAAGUAGACCUGGUCAAUCCGUUCAAUAACAAGAAUAAGAAAGAAAAAGAAGUCGGCCGAGACUUUAAUCCGGAAGAGCAAGCGAUCGAGAUGCAACAACAGGAUGAAGAAAUGGCAGGUGGUUUUUUCCCCGAAGGACAUGAUGAAGAGGAAGCGGAUAUGCAUCAUUCGACUAGUUUCUUUCCAGUUGUUGCAUCGCAAGAAGAUGCAGAUGGGGAUGAGGGAGGAGGCGGAUUUAUUGUUGAAGACGAGGAACGGGAGCCAAGUAACGAGACUAAUGGAACUUCAUCUGCCAUAUCUCAAACAUUUCAAUUUAUUGGAGACGAGAAUACCGACACAAACCCAACUUCCAAUGACGAAUCAGAAGAAGAAAUGAAAAACAAAAAACCGCAAGCCAUAUUACCUGCUUCAACUCCCCGCACUAGAGGAAGGCCGGCUGGUUCAAGGAACAAAGUCCUACCCAAAGCCAAACCUGUGCCUUCGGACUCAAAACCUAAACCAAGAACUCCCGCAAAACGCGCCGCUCCUGCACCAAAAGCUUCUGGUAAACGAAAACGUAUCCCAGACUCGGAAGACGAGGAUGAUGACGACGAUGAUGAUGAUAAUGAUUCUUCUUCACUCUCUGAUAUUGAAAUGGAUAAUGAGGAAGAAGAUGAAGACGUUGCGCCACCACUCAAGACAUCAGUAGCGCAGAAACGUGAACCGGUAGCUGAGAGGAGAGCUAUUAUACCGGCGGCUUCUACCACGCCGGUGAGGAAAACUCCGAGAAGAAAUGCCAAAAGGAUUAGUGAGACAGGGACGAGAUCACGUUAUUUCGAACAUGUAGGGAAUAGUGAAGAGGAUGAGGAAGAUUGAGGUGACGAGAGACGCUAAUACGGGGAUGUAUGAUGGAUAUGACCUGACAUGAUACCGGGUGGAUAUGUAUGAUAUAAUAAGCGUGCGACUUUGAUUUCAAACUAGAUGGACACAGACUAGGUUGAGGUCAUGGAACGGCGGUGGGAAUAGAUGGGCGUAUGGCAUGAGGAAAUGAUGCACACUCAGGAGUUAAGAGGUCUAAAACGGCAUCGUAUAUUAAACUUA
Molecule: messenger RNA, 3933 nt
Organism: Sclerotinia trifoliorum
Lineage: Eukaryota; Fungi; Ascomycota; Leotiomycetes; Helotiales; Sclerotiniaceae
Source: the annotation of a GenBank genome assembly